Saccoglossus kowalevskii is the source of this 2030-nucleotide messenger RNA. Its product is annotated as protein YIPF5-like. Gene Ontology annotation, biological process: endoplasmic reticulum to Golgi vesicle-mediated transport; vesicle fusion with Golgi apparatus. The record is from RefSeq and is a predicted model, not a curated record. Gene Ontology annotation, cellular component: membrane; trans-Golgi network. NCBI's taxonomy places the organism in Eukaryota, Metazoa, Hemichordata, Enteropneusta, Harrimaniidae.
GUACCAGUCGAAUCGGUGAAUAUGGUUUGUUAUUGGGGAAAAUAUUGGUAGAAAAAUUGUCAUUUUCAGUGCGUCACCGUGUCGUAAUUGGCGGAUUGAGUUCUACUAAUAGCAAUUAAUACUCGUCCGACGCUGUAGUAAUUAGGCAUGGCAGGCCAAGGAAUUGACCAAGAAGGUUUCUAUCAAACUGACUACAACUAUGAAGAGCAGCCACAGGCUGGAUAUGAUAUGGGUGGCACAGAGCAAUAUGUGGACAAUCAAUAUGGGGCAUAUGGGUACUCUCAACAAGCUUUUGGACAGCCACCAAUGCAGCCAGGACCAUCUCCAUAUAUGGGACAGAUCAUGACGCCAGGCACAGAAGCAGAAGCAUACACAGAAAGCUUUGAUGAUGAACCACCACUUUUAGAAGAGCUUGGUAUCAAUUUUGAGCAUAUUUAUCAAAAGACUUUAUCAGUAAUGAAUCCAUUUAGGGAUACUGAUCCAGCUGCCAUCCAUGACUGUGAUCUAGCCGGGCCUUUAGUGUUUGCUAUCAUGUUUGGUGCAACACUUCUUCUGGCUGGUAAAGUUCAUUUUGGUUACAUCUAUGGUAUUGGUGGUGUAGGUUGUGUUGCAGUCUGGUUAUUACUUAACAUGAUGAGUUUAACCGGUGUAUCAUUUAAUUGUAUUGUUAGUGUGCUUGGAUACUGUCUUCUACCAAUGGUCUUUCUGUCCACAUUUGCUAUUCUAUUUUCAUUACAAGGCCUAAUGGGAAAUGCUGUAGCUUUUGCUGCUAUAGUUUGGUGCAGUAUAUCUUCUUCAAAGUUAUUUGUCACUGCCUUGGCGAUGGAUUCUCAGCAGUUGUUAGUUGCAUACCCAUGUGCCUUGCUGUAUGGAGUCUUUGCUCUCUUGACUGUGUUUUAAAGUUCACUAUUGGUGAAUCUGAAAGGAUUACAAAGACAUUUUCUAAAGUGAAGAUGCUUCGAAGACUUACAUGCAUAUCUUUACCAACUUGCCACUUUAUAGUGAGAUCAGAACCAGAACUUUUCUAAUCGGUUGUUUUAUAUAAAAACAAAUUACAAGUAUGAUUAAUUCUUUUAUAUUCCUUUUGUUGUCAAGACUGUCAAGAUUAGGGAUAUAUUACACCUAUCAAAUAUGUGAUUUUAAUGGGUAAAUUGUCAAAAUUUCUGGCACCUUUGUAUAAUUUUACUGUAUAUCUCUUUACGUGCAUAUUGGUACAUGUAAUUACCAUAAUAUUAGUUAAAUGUUGUCCUAGUCCUAGACUGUCCACAGUCGGUCAUACCUAAUAUUAAUCUAUUAUUAAUAAAUAUUGUGUAUAAACAUAAUAGGUGUGAAUAAAUUGCGAACACCGACCGGGACUGAAGUCCCUGGUGUGAAAUGCUUAUCAUUUUCCAUCAGAUUGUCUAGGAUACACAAUUACAUUAGACCUGAGGACUAUCGACAGUCUAUCCUAGUCCUAGUCUUGGCGCUAUUUCUCACAUACCAAAUAGGAGUGUAGGAUUUGAGUUCAAAAUGCAUAUAUUUGGGUCCCGGGACAGGGACACUGAUUUGUUGCUGGGUAUCUGAUUAGUCUGUCUGUACUGGAGACACCAUAUGUGAUGUUAGGGGAUUAGUAUAUGAUGCGAGAUAAAUGCAAAUACUAUGGAGCGAGAACAAACAAGUAGAAUCGAUACUUCAAUGCUCUCUGUAAGAUUUAUUCUCAGUUAUUGGCAAUCUGUUGAAGUGCAGGAAUAUUCUGAAAUCUGCAAUGUAUUGUGGGAUAAUGCAUCUGAAUUCAAGAUGAACAUGAACCACUUCAGUUGUCUUGAAACGCAUCAAGAAACUGAAGAAAACUAAUUUUAUGUUAUAUAUGUCUUACUUUGAUCGCAACUGUAAAAGCUGAAUUGAACUACAAAUAAUUUUGUAUCAAGUUUAGUUUUCUAUUUAUUCUGCAGCAGUGUCUGUAGUGCCUAAUGUCAUCAGUCAUACAUUGUGCUAUGUUAAAAUAUGUAUUUUGCUAAUAAACUUUGUGCUGGGAAUACUAUACAGUAAAA